Molecule: messenger RNA, 1053 nt
Organism: Synchytrium microbalum
Lineage: Eukaryota; Fungi; Chytridiomycota; Chytridiomycetes; Synchytriales; Synchytriaceae
Exons: 7
Coding region: 1-1053 (350 amino acids)
Biological process (GO): DNA-templated DNA replication; DNA repair
Cellular component (GO): DNA replication factor C complex; nucleus
Molecular function (GO): DNA binding; ATP hydrolysis activity; DNA clamp loader activity
Source: RefSeq, a predicted model, not a curated record
AUGUUGGCACAAAUGAUGAUGGGCCGCCAAACGGCAGCCAAUAAGGAAGGUGCAUCGACUAACAAUGUACAAGCUGAAGCAGUCUGGGUUGAGAAAUAUCGACCCAAAACGAUGGACGAUAUUGCAUCACAGGAAGAAGCUGUUGCUGUACUGAAAAAGACUAUGGAAUCUGCUAAUCUUCCACAUUUAUUGUUUUAUGGACCACCUGGAACUGGAAAGACAUCUUCUAUAUUGGCUUUAUGUAGAACGUUAUAUGGGCCAGAUCUAUACAAAUCUCGAGUUCUAGAACUAAAUGCAUCAGAUGAACGUGGUAUUGAUGUCGUUCGUGAAAAAGUCCGUGACUUUGCACGGUAUACGGUUGCUCAACACUCAACAGGAUAUCCAUCACCACCAUACAAGAUCGUCAUUCUCGAUGAAGCUGAUUCAAUGACUGUGGAUGCUCAAUCUGCAUUACGUCGAACAAUGGAAACGUAUUCAAAGAGUACUAGGUUUUGUUUGAUUUGUAAUUAUGUUAGUAGGAUUAUCGAACCACUAACAUCCCGUUGUGCCAAAUUCCGAUUCAAACCACUGGAUCCAUCAUCAACUCGUGGACGUCUAGAACAUAUUUGUGAGGCCGAGGGAGUUAAUUAUAAGCCUGAGGCAAUUGACGCACUAAUCACAGUCUCAGAAGGUGAUUUACGUAAAGCUAUCAUGUACCUGCAAUCAGCUCAUCGUCGAUACGGAGUGCAAAAUGUGGCUAUUGAUCAAGAGGCUAUUUUUGAAAUCGCUGGUGUCUUAUCAGACACCACAAUUGCCAACAUAUUUGAAAAAAUAACCACUAAAAAAUUCAACGAAAUCGCCACCCUCACAAACACACUAGUCCUCAACGGGUUCCCAGCAUCACAAAUAGUCGCUCAAGUGCACGAGAGGUUAUCACUCGACCCAACUUUCACGAGUCGUCAGAAAUCAUUGAUGAGUCAAGCAUUGAUCAAAGCAGAGAAAUGUUUGGUGGAUGGUGCGGACGAGUAUUUGCAAUUGAUUUCGCUCUUGUGGAAGUUGAGUCAGUGUCAGUAA